GUUUUCAUUUGACGAAACUGAGAUGGCCAGCAGAUGAACAUUGUCAAACAAGUCAGAGACAAAAGAACAUAAUUUUCACUAUUGUGGCAUACUGUGAUCAUAUUAUAAGCAAAUAUUUUAAAAGGAAUUCUUUACAAACAUAGAUGGGAUCGUAGACAAAAGAGAGAAUGCACUUUAGUUCUGCUUUGUAAGCCAAGUGCAGAAGGAUAGCCUAAACCGAUUAUUUUGGUGUAGGCCCGUAAACUUGAAUAGGGACUGUCGAUUGUCGCUGUCUUUUAACCAAAUUUAACAUAGAAUUCAUUUAUUAGGGAAACAAAUUGGAGAAAUAGGAUCAAGCUGGAGUGCUGAAAGCAAAGGAAUGCUUUACCAUUGCAAAUAACAUCCAAGGUGGUUUCAAGGAAUCAUAGUUUUUAAAGUUGCGAUUUGUUUCAUGAAUACUACAGGCACGCUGUCAAUAUAUCGGAUCGUGAAGAUAUAUAUUGUGCUUUUUGAGAAGGAGAGAAAAGGCCAACAGCUAUAGCUCGAGUUCUUCUCGUGAGAAAUAUUCGCUUCGCUCGUUCAAUUUGUAUCUAGUCGGCAGUUUUGAUGCGAUAAAUUGAUAUUGGAUUGAACUAAAGUGUGCGGUGAUUGAUAACCUUGUCACAACAGCAAUGCUUCGCUGAUCUGAAAAACUUGCUAUGAAAGACAAAACUCUUGAUCGCUCUAGAACACGAUCAAGAAGUCAGAUGUGGCAUAUUUUUAAUCCCAGUAUGGCACACAGUUUUAAAACGGAAAUUGCCUCUCAACAGACAACACAUUGGUGUUGAAUUGAUUCUUGCCGGGCCGUGUCAAUAAAGUUUGAUAAAUAUUGAAAAAAAUCAGUCAACAAUACUGUAUAAACAUAAGGAAACCCGGGAAAACUGACAAUGGAUCUUGGCGAAAUCCAAAGCGAAAACACAACUGAGGAUUCAAAACAAGAGGGGCCUAUCGAAUCGCCCUUCAAGCUUAUCAAAGUGAAGGGAAACAACGCACUGCCGCUGCUGGGAGUAAGUCCUGCAAAUACGUUGCCAUCGCCGACAUCAAAAAGCCCUUCCAGCGACACUGCUUCUUCAUCGCUUUCCCCUACAUCCCCAACAGCCCAGGCACUAAGCUCGAUAUCUUUGAACCCAUUUUCCCUUAGCAAGUUGAAGAAAACGACGACAACUGCUGUAAAUGGCACAACUAUGUCAAGAAUUUCCCCGCUUUCGGGCAUUGGGAAGGACCUCACCCCCGAGCAACAUAUUGCAGAAUUGCAAGACGAAGUUGCAAGUUUAAAAAAAGAAAUUGAAUCCAAAGAUGCCAAGCUGAGUUCAAGUAUGAGGAGUAUAAAAAUGUUUUGGAGCCCUGAACUUAAAAAGGAGAGAUCGGCUCAUAAGGAUGAUGUUGAAAGGAUGCUACUUUUGAAAAGUCAAUUCGACAACUUGCAAGCCGAGCUUAAGAAAUACAGAAAUGGUGAAAACAAUUGUGAACAUGGACAGACAUCAGGUCAGGAGAUUCAUGAAGAAAAAUCUUCUGGUUUAUUGAAAAAUGAAAUUGAGAGAUUACAAACAGUGAAUGAAAAAUUAAAGAUGGAUCUUCUAAAAUAUGAAAAAGAAUCAAAAGAUUUGAAAAGUCAGGGAGUAUCAAAAGAUGAAGAACUUGCUUUGAGAAUUAACACUAUUGAAGAUUUGAAAAUGGAAAUGGAGAUAUUAAAAGUUAAAGAACAGGACAAUUCGUUGGCACAAAAUAAUGUGAUGUUAGUAGAAGAAAAAUUAGCAAAAGUGAACACCAAGCUGAAGGAAAAGGAUGAGGAUAUAGAGCAUUUGACAAAGAGGAUAAAACUUCUAGAACAAGGAAAAGGAGAUUUUGAUGAAAUUAUCAAAAGGAAGGAAUCUUUGAUCAAGGACUUACAAGAAAGGGAAGAACAAUUUAGAAAAGAGAAUAAAGCAUUGAAUGGCAGCUACCAAGAGAUUGAGGCAAAGUGCAAGGAACUUGACAAGCAAUUGAAGGAAAAGAAAGAAGAAAAUAACUGUUACAAAGAUCAGACAAAGAAACUUCAAGUUGAUCUUGAAACGAGUAUUGAAGAGUGCAAGUCGUUGCAGAAAACACUGGAGGAUACGAGGACGAAAAUUCUAGAGCUUUGUGAGGACUUGGAAAAAACGAAAGAACAAGUUGAGAAUAAAGAAGACGAACUGUCAUUCUUAAAAGAAGAGGUCGAAAAAAUGAAGGUCACUGUAGAGAAAAAGGAAGAAAUUAUUAAAGAACACGAGGAAAGUCUGGUUAAUUUGAAAGUGAUGAGGAGAAGGGAGUCAGUGGAAGUCCAAGAUUUGCGAAGCGUUGCUGACGGUAAAAGCAAGGAAUUAGAAAGUUUAACUAAGAAGUAUGAUGCACUUGAAGGAUACCUAUCCCAUCGAGAGACUGCUUUGUCUCACGCACGUGACGAGUUAAAUGAUGUCAAAUCCAAACAUGCAAACUGCACGACAACGAUCAAAUUCAUGGAAAAUCAAAUCGCUGAUAAAGACCAGCUGAUAUCGAGGCUAGAAAAACAGCGCAACCGCUUGGAGAAGGAAAAGGAGGAGGAAACGUCGAAUCUUAGCAACAACAAAGAGCAAAAUGAGGCUAAAAUGACGUCAUUAGCAACACAGGUCGAGGAAAAAGAGACGUUAAUUAAAGAUUUAGAAGAAAGGAUUGAGAAGCUCCAAGACGAUUUAGAUAGGAGCCAAUGUGAAAUUGAAGAAGGAAAAGAGGCAUUGGUAGGAAAAGAAGAUAAAAUUGACACUUUGACCAAAAACUUAGCUGCAACAAAUGACACGAUCAAGAACCUUGAAAAGUCUUUGAACGAGAAAAAGAAUAAAGAGGAGAACGAUAAAAAUUCGCUUAAAGUUGUAGACGAUCCGCAAAAACGAUUUUCCGGAAAUUCUCCUGUUAAGGACAGCAAAAUGAUAAAGCAGCUGUGGGAUGAGAUUGCAAAGAAAGACAGCAAAUUACAGGAUCUCGAAAAGCAAUUAAAAGAUCGCGGAAAACAGCUUAGCUCUUUAAGGAAAACGCAGAAUUUGGAAAAGCAGACACAAUUUUUAACAGACAAGACAAAGAAAGACGGCGACAGCAGCGAGCAACUGGUCGAGUUCAAGGAGGAACUCACAAAGAGAGAUGAAAGAAUCGCUAUGCUAGAAGAUGCACUACGGGAAAGUGUGAGCAUUGCAGCAGAAAGGGAGGAGCUACUUGCACAACAUGUUGAAUUCUCAGAAGAGGCAGCUCAGUCUAUGAGAGAGCUGGAAACAGAUACUGAUAAACUGACUAUGGAGAAGGGAAUAACGAAUAUAAAGAACGCUUUUCUCAUAUUGUCGCUUGCUGAAAGAGAUACUUUGCUGGCAUCGUUAAAGGCAAUGAAAAAACGAAAUAUGGAGGAGCUUAUGAAUAUCAGGCAAACUGCACUACUGGCGGCAAUUUCUGAGAAAGAUUCUAAUAUUGCCCUGCUCGAAUUGCAGUCAUCUUCAAAAAGUAGAAAACAAGAAAUCAAACAGUGUAAACAAGAAAAAGAUAAGUUAGUGAACGAAUUAAAGGAACAGACUCAACAAAGAAUUACAAUCACAAACAACGAAGAUAAUAAAGAUGGCUUCCUGUUCAAAGAACUGGAAGAUUCUUCCAAUGAAAUGAUUUUGCAAGCCAUGCGAAGCUUAACAGACAGCUGCGACAAACUGGAAUACUACAUCGAUGCGUUGAUUUCGUUUGUAAAAGAGAAGAACCUAGAAAUCCUAAAAGAAAUGCCCACAUUGCAAAAAAGGAGUCAGAAGUCAUUAGAUAAAUUGAGAAAUGCAAGCAAAAGUCAACUUUUACGGGAACUUCAAAGAUGUGAAGAAGACUGUUCACAAUUAAAGAGUUUUGUUGACAUCCUUUUAGAAAAGUUGGAAGGUUGAUUGACGUCUUCUCGGUUUUCGCUGUUUCUUUAGAAUUAGUGAUAAACGUGGCCUUGUUUUGAUUUACUUUUGUUGUUGUUGUUGAAGCAACGAGACUCCUUUAAAACAAGUGAGCCUUACAACGCUUCUGAAACUGACCUGCAAGUUUGUAUAAAGUCAAAGCUAAAAUUUCAAAGUCUUUCAGUUAUUCCAUUUUAAUUGAAAUGAUUGAACGCUCAGAGUUUCUUCUCAAGGGAUAUUCGGUUGGAAGGGUAUGUGUAAUAAGAACAACAUAAUAUUUUCAUUCAUUGAUAAUUCAACGAUAACUUUUGAGUGAGCCAGUGGGGUAUUUUGUGGGAGGGAAAUAUCAGAAAUAUAGGCGGUAGCUUUCUCCAUUUUUUAUUGAAUAGUUACCAUACUCUUCCUUCGUUGCACUGUUCCUAAAAACAGCAAAGAAGGUCCCUUUUUAUAGUGCCCUUGUGUUGCAGGGCCCUGAUAAAUAAUCUGAAAAUUCCAGUCCCGAAUUUCUGAUACCUCUCUGUAUGAUAUUGGGUUGGGCAUGGGAUCGAGGCGAGAUAUGAUUGAGUGCCUUUGACCUAAUCUAUAUUUGCGCGCUUAGAAAACGGGACUGUCUCAUUCAUUUUUUUCAGAGUCAGUAAGCUGCUUGGUGGGCCCUAUCAUUGACUUCCUUUUGUAACUGUUAUCUUUGUCGUUAAUUGUUUUUGAGGUCCAUUGCAUAUUCUUGUUGUUUUCUUUAUAAUUAAUUUAAUGUGUUUUGCUACUUAUCAAGCAAUAAAUUACGACUUUUCAAUUGUUGGCUCAUUCCCAAUGGGUAUUAACCCCCUAGUCUGUAAUGAAUAUAUAUGCGCUUUCAUUUUACCUUAUGUAAGGUUUAUCUGAGCCUUCCAUCUUUUCAGGGGGGGUCUGGAUUUGCCUUGUCGUAACUAAAAAAGGCAAAGUUUUGUAGUUUAGAUUUAAAUUCAACUGUCGUUUAAAAGAUGCAGUAGAAAAUUCGUUUUAUUAGUCUUUUAAGUGGGUUUUUCAUGUCUUGUCGUAUUUGUGACUGACAUUUUGCCACAGACUAUUGUGUAUCAUUUUUAAAAGUAGGUUUACAUUUCUUAAGAGUAGAAUCCCUGCUUAACAUGUAAUACUAUCUUCAUAAAUUUUGUGAGUUGUCCCUUGGACCAUUUUGUAUGUAAUACAUAUACAAAGGUGGGUUUUUGUAACCAUCGUUAAAUCGUAUAUUGAUUUGCCGUUGUUAAGAAAAGCUCUCAUUUUAUUACCUUUUAUAACCUUAAGAUUGCAUGGAACUUUUUAGGUUGCAGCACUUAUGAAGCAUAAGACUUAUAACUGAUAGAGUACCUAAUAUACCAGGCUGCUUUUUCUUAAUAACGGGGAUCAACUAUACAAGCAACUGUUGGCAUAGCGAUUAAUUUUUGGAGAAGAAAUGAUUACUUCAUACUUAAACUUGUUGAAUUAGAAAAAGGGUAAAGUUUAGCAAGUCGAUGUAAACCAAUUUGUUCUUAAAAUAGGACAGAGUGCUCCUUGCUGUUAGAUGCUUUGCCAUGGUCAGAUCUUUUGUUACAGUAUUUAAGCUUUCCAUCACGUGCUUUCCCCAAAUUCGAAAGGCUCCACUUUCUGUAUCUGACCAUGACAAUCAAAGGCAAUAAUUGUUUCGCAUUUAAAUUUUGGACGUUGUAAAAUAAUUAUUUGAAUCCAAUAAUUGAAGCUAUGCCUGCAGUUGCAGCUGUUAUCCAUUUUUUAAGCUUUUUUCAAGAAUAUGAUGAAAAAGGACUUUGAUAUUUCGAUUUGCUAAUGUUAAAAUAGACAGCCAGAACGUUUUCGAGCAAGGCGUUUUAGUAGAAAAGAUAAAUUUUCCCUUUGUUAACUCAACCCUGAGCUAACCCGGCAUUGCCAUCCUUUGGAAGUCCAACGUCAGAUCUGCAAAACCAUUGUUCUCAAUUUUCAGGGAUUCUCUCUAAAAAAAUGUCCUCAAUCUUUAGAGAUUCUCUCAAAUCAAUUUCUUAAGUUUCUGUUUGUUCUUUCACGAACCUUUUUAAGGAACGUUUUUCUUAUAAUUACCAGAUUCAUGCAUUUAAAACACCUUAAAAGCUAACUGUUUGAAUGAGUUUCUAUCCUCGUUUACAAAUUUAGGUUAGGCCCAUAGAUAAACUCAUCAAUUCUCGUGCGAUUUUACAGAGAAUUACUCUUGUGCAGGCCUGUUCAAAGUUUUCCAAGAGAAUAUGGAUGGCCUUGACGGAUUAGCCAAAAGCAACCAGCAUUAGUUUAUCCGAAAUUUAACUAUGUAUUAAGAUAUUUUUAUGUAAAAAUAUUUGAAGGUCAAAUACAUAUGAAAUCUUUUAGCUGGACAAACAAUAAUAUCAAUUUAUACUUCGUUAGCAAUUUAUAGAUUAAUUCAUAUAUUAUAUAUACAUUGUAUUAAGUAAAUUUAUAACCGAUGCAUUAUACAAUUUUGAAACUUGGAUAUGCUAUCUACCUUAAUUUACCAAUUGACUUUUCCGAGUAUAGUAGUUUUAGUUGCAGCUAAGGUUUUCAUGAAAACGAUGUUAGGUAACUUUUUGGUUCUGUUUAUACGACAUAUAAAACUUUGGUGAAAUUUAUAUUUAUAUCUUAUUGGCUA
Molecule: messenger RNA, 6534 nt
Organism: Rhopilema esculentum
Lineage: Eukaryota; Metazoa; Cnidaria; Scyphozoa; Rhizostomeae; Rhizostomatidae
Biological process (GO): neuromuscular synaptic transmission; maintenance of presynaptic active zone structure; regulation of synaptic plasticity
Cellular component (GO): cytoskeleton of presynaptic active zone
Molecular function (GO): structural constituent of presynaptic active zone
Source: RefSeq, a predicted model, not a curated record